Molecule: messenger RNA, 630 nt
Organism: Cucurbita maxima (winter squash)
Lineage: Eukaryota; Viridiplantae; Streptophyta; Magnoliopsida; Cucurbitales; Cucurbitaceae
Product: peptidyl-prolyl cis-trans isomerase FKBP15-1-like
Exons: 7
Coding region: 204-626 (140 amino acids)
Biological process (GO): protein peptidyl-prolyl isomerization
Molecular function (GO): peptidyl-prolyl cis-trans isomerase activity
Source: RefSeq, a predicted model, not a curated record
AUCAAUAAACAAAGAUUUAUACAAUUUCUGAUAUGGUGAAAGAUCUUCAAUAUGAUCGGUUGAGAUAACGAAAAUGUCUGAAAUGUAGCCCGAUCACCGCUUCUUCUGACGCGUCUUUCUAGAUUUGCGACGAACCAGCCUAUUUUUUUGGAUCAGCAAUCGAUCAACACGAUCGCACUCUCAGAACAAAUUCCAGGUGCAUAAUGAAGGCUUCUCUAAUUUUCCUCUUGCUUGCGUGCACUUCAGUUUACGCAAUGUCGGAUGAAGAUGUAACUGAGUUACAGAUUGAUGUUACGCGUAGGCCAUCAUCUUGUGAUAUUCAAACUCAAAAAGGAGAUAAAAUCAAAGUUCAUUAUCGUGGGAUGUUCGCAGAUGGGACUGUUUUUGACUCUAGUUUUGAAAGGGGUGUCCCAUUUGAGUUUGAGCUUGGCGCUGGUAAAGUAAUUAAAGGAUGGGACCAAGGAUUACUAGGAAUGUGCGUUGGUGAGAAACGGAAAUUGACAAUUCCUUCAAAGUUAGGAUAUGGACCGCAAGGCGUUCCACCAACCAUAUCAGGUGGUGUAACACUUGUAUUUGACACUGAGCUUGUUGCUAUUAAUGGGAAACCAUCAAGCGGUGGAAACUAAGUCA